AAAAAAUUGCAGUUUACAUAUUUGUGAUAUAAAAAAGUUAUUUAUUUAAUAAAAUUUGUGAUAUAUAGAAAAUAACUAUAAUAUUGAAAAUUUUGAUAAAAGUGAAGUUUUGUAACUCAAAUCAUGAAAUUAAAUAAUCUGUGAGGAAACUAUUGCUAUUGGUAUAAUCGUUUUCAUGAUGGUAUUUUGCUAUUCUAAUAUGUAUGUAUGUUAAAGGAAGUAUACACACGUGUUACUGACGAACAUAACCUCUUCGCAAGAUAUGUAAAUAAAAGUACACUAUUCGUAAAACAUAAUUAAGUUUUUAUAUUAAUUUAUGAAAAAUGAGUAACACCCUAAAAGAAGUUGGAGUACAGAUGGUAAAUAUAUCUUCUGUCAAAAGUAUGGUACAGUGUCCAUAUUAUCAAUACAGAAUGGCUUAGUAAUAUCUUAUUUGGGAGAAAGUAAUAACAAUGAAGAAGAAGAUACAAUCAACACAUUUAUUGCAAGUGAUAAUGACUUAAACAUUAUCACAUAUCAUAAAAGUGGUCUUUUUAAAUUAUGGAACUGGAAAGUUAAUAAAUUAAUUAAAUUAUGGAAAUCUAUUCAUAAGGGUCCUGUAGUUCAUAUUGCUCAUUCUGUUGAAAGAAAUUUGAUGGCUUCUGGAGGUACUGAUGGUAGUGUCAGAUUGUGGGAUUUACAACAUCAUACUUGUACUCAUAAUCUAAAAGAAAUUCAGGGAAUUACAAGUGUUUUAGCCUUUCAUCCAAAUAUUGAAAAAGAGCUCAUUUUUGCUGCUGGUGAUGAUAUCAAAAUUCAUGGAUGGAAUAUUAAAACUGGAAGAAAAGAAAUUACUCUUUCUGGACAUUUCAGUAAAAUUACUUCUUUAUCCUUUCUCAAGAAUGAGAAUUAUUUAGUUAGUUCAGGAAGAGAUAGAGUUCUCAUUUUAUGGAAUCUUUCUUCUGCAUCGUCAAUACGAAUUUUACCAGUUUACGAGGAAAUAGAAGAUACAUUUAUUAUUCCUAAAAAUGCGUUAGUGCCCGUACCUUUUUAUGAUAAAGAUGAAAAUGCUGUACACGUCGCUGCUGCGGGGGAAAAAGGAGUUGUAAAAAUUUGGGAAAUGAAAACUGGGAAAGAAGUGUAUAUACAAAAAAAUUCCAUUGUAUCAACUGCAAAAGAACCUGGAAUUUUGUCAAUUACGCGUUUACUUUACAAUCCUGCUAGUAACAACUUUGCUGUAGUUACAGUUGAUCACAAUAUAAUUAUUCAUUCAUUAAAAACAUUUGAUUAUGUGAAACAGGUUACACUGAUGAGAUUUUAGAUGUUGUAUAUCUUGGAAAUAAUGGAAGUCAUAUGGCAAUUGCUACUAAUAGUAAUGAUAUAAAGUUGUACAAUAUUUUAACUAUGGAUUGCGAAUUACUACGUGGCCAUACAGAUAUUGUAUUAUCUCUUUCUACUACACUGGACAAUAGUAUUCGGAUAUGGCUUAUGGAUAAAGAAACAAGUAAAGUUUCUUGCAUUGCAUCUGCUAUUAGACAUACUGCUUCUAUUGGUUCUGUAGAAAUUUCUCAAAAAUCUGCAAAAUUUUUUGCUACUGUUAGUCAAGAUUCAUGUCUUAAAUUAUGGAGUUUGCCCGAUAAUAUUAAUUUUGAAGACACAUGCUCUUUAAAUGUUAUUCAUACAACAUUAGCUCAUCAGAAAGACAUUAAUAGCGUUACUAUUUCACCAAAUGAUAAAUUAAUUGCUACUGGAUCUCAAGAUAAAACAGCUAAGUUAUGGUCGGCUGAUGAUUUACAAUUACUUGGUAUAUUUCGAGGUCAUCGUAGAGGAGUUUGGUGUGUUCGAUUUUCACCUGUAGAUCAAGUACUUCUGACGACAUCGGCAGAUUGUACACUAAAAAUUUGGUCACUGACAGAACUUCAAUGUUUGAAAACAUUGGAAGGUCAUGAAUCAUCAGUAUUAAAAGCAGAAUUUUUGUCACGGGGGAUGCAAAUAAUUAGUGCAAGUGGAGAUGGUCUUUUGAAACUUUGGAAUAUUAAAACAUCGGAAUGUAUAUGUACUUUAGAACAGCAUGAAAGUCGCGUAUGGGCACUUGCAGUUAGCAAAAAUGAGAAGAAUAUUAUCAGUGGUGGAAGUGACUCAUUGCUAGUUAUUUGGAAAGAUGUAACUGAGGAAAAGAAAAUAAAAGCUGCAAUAGAAUUAGAACAACUUGCACUGGAAGAACAAAAAUUAGCAAAUUUACUAAAAGCAGAUAAAUUAACUUCUGCGUUAAAAAUAGCUUUAAAGUUGGAACCCAUAUUAAAGAAAAAUGUCUCCAUUGAAGAAACAAUUAAUAAAUUAAAACCAAUGUAUAAAGAAGAGCUACUGAAGUGUGCUAUUACGUGGAACGUCAAUAGUAAAAAUUGUCAAGUUGCUCAGGUAGUCAUAAACGCAUUAAUGAUGGAAAUGGAAAAUUUGGAAUUUCAAACAAAAUUAACUUCCACAUUGGAAUCUGUGAUACCAUAUACUGAACGUCAUUAUAUAAGAAUCACAAAAUUGUUACAAAAUCUUCAUUUAUUUACUUAUACUCUCAAUCGUAUGAAACCACAUAUGACAUCCAUAGAAAUGAACUAAGCAUAUAUCUAACGAAUAAGUUCCGAAAAUUUUUAUAUUUUUUAAAAUGAGUCUUUAUUUUCUAUAUAAAAAUCUUAUAUAAACUAUAUAUAAGCCAUAUAUAAACUUUUAAUAGUUUAUAAUAUAAACUGUUGUGAUGAAAAAUGAAAAGUGAUUGAGUUUUAAAUAGUUAACUGUUUUACAAGAAUAAAUCGUACAAAAAAGUAACAUUUAAUAUUGUAAAAUCUGUAAUACUUAUUACAUAGUAAAUAAU
Molecule: messenger RNA, 2845 nt
Organism: Heterotrigona itama
Lineage: Eukaryota; Metazoa; Arthropoda; Insecta; Hymenoptera; Apidae
Source: the annotation of a GenBank genome assembly